Photinus pyralis (common eastern firefly) is the source of this 1228-nucleotide messenger RNA. It is a transcript of the gene HDAC11, whose product is annotated as histone deacetylase 11. Lineage: Eukaryota; Metazoa; Arthropoda; Insecta; Coleoptera; Lampyridae. Gene Ontology annotation, molecular function: histone deacetylase activity. The record is from RefSeq and is a predicted model, not a curated record. The transcript has 6 exons. The coding region runs from base 95 to 1090 and encodes 331 amino acids.
GUUUUCGCCGAGUUAAAUACGAUCACAACACAUAAUUGCGGUAAAAUCAAUAAAUGGACGGCGGGAACUGUGCGAAUUUGAAUCUAAAAUAACAAUGGACACAAAUCUCUAUAUAGACAUUAAGGAAACGCAAUGGCCAAUAGUGUACCGUCCCGAGUACAAUGUGCGUUUUUUUGGUUUGGAGAAGCUGCACCCGUUCGACGCGGGAAAGUGGGGGAACGUCUUUCAGCACCUGAAGAAAGCCGGUCUGAUAGACGAAGACACCGUCACUAAACCAAACGAAGCAUCAAAAGAAGAUCUUUUGGUCGUGCACACCAAGAAAUACCUACGUAGCCUUCAGUACAGUUUAAAUGUUGCUCGAAUAGCAGAAGUGCCUCCUCUAGUUCUUGUGCCAAAUUGUUUAGUUCAGAGCGGUUAUUUGAAACCGAUGAGAUUCCAGACGGGUGGCACCAUUCUUUCUGGAAAACUGGCCGUGGAGCGUGGAUGGGCGAUUAAUAUCGGCGGAGGGUUUCACCACUGCAGGUCGGAUUUGGGAGGAGGAUUUUGCCCGUACGCCGAUAUAACGUUGUUGGUACAGUUUCUUUUUAUUCAUUACCCUUUGAGUGUUCAAAAUGUGAUGAUCAUCGACUUGGAUGCCCAUCAGGGCAAUGGUUAUGAGCGCGAUUUCAAAGAUAAUAGAAAUGUCUACAUUAUGGACGUUUACAAUAGGAACAUUUACCCCUUCGACAGGGUUGCGAAGAAUGCCAUCAACAGGCGUGUGGAAUUACAAUCUAGGACCAGAGAUGAGGAGUAUUUGAAUAAAGUUGAGAAGAACAUCAACGAGGCGUUAAAUGAAUUUCUUCCAGAUUUUGUGAUAUAUAACGCGGGAACCGAUAUACUGGAGGGGGACUCCUUGGGAUGCUUAUGCGUGUCUCCACAGGGAAUCAUACGACGAGAUGAACUGGUAUUUACGAAGAUAAAAUCCAAGCAUAUUCCUCUAGUAAUGUUGACCAGCGGAGGAUACUUGAAGAAAACCGCAAGCAUUAUCGCCACAUCGAUUUUAAAUCUGCACGAUUUAGGGUUAAUACACGGCCCCGUUCCUCGUUACUAACUUCCACUACAUCUGUAUAGCUUCCCAACUAUUUUUCUAGAGAGCUUCCAUAUUUUUAAUAAAUUGUAUAAGAUGUUCUACAUUAUGUAUUAUAAAUAGGAAUAGUUAUCUUGUAGAUUUAUUAAACUGCUCAAAAAA